AUACUUGGUAGCUACUUUCACUCGUGAUUUUGGCCGAUUUAGAGUUGGUUUUCGAAGAUGGUGAAGUUGAAGAAAAGAUAGAUUAAGGCAUUAUUUCAGCACUUGGAGGAGUCAUUUGGAGUUUCUGGAGUAGGAUUUGCCGUGCUAAGUGAAGUACGAAGGGGGAGAUCAAGGUUGACUCUGUUCAUAUAUUACUGGUGACGGAUAUUUAUUCGAACUAUUUGGACGCUUAAUUGCAUUUGCAAGCACAUCCAUAUUGGACCUAAGGUUAUGGGUGAAGUGCCAGUGCUUUUGCAGGGGCCCCAUGACGCCGGGCACCGUUGCCACCUAUUUUUGAAACCAAAUACUAAGCAUGAUUAUCGGCCUUUCAGACUUCGAACCAUAAAGAAAACAUGGCCAAUACACAAUCAUUUCCUUGCUCACCUUGACGCUUAUGGACUACAAGGUUUUGCUAGGCUCACAUCAUGCGACGACCAAGUACGUUCGGACCCAUCCCUUUUGACAUCCCUCGUUGACCGGUGGAGACCUGAAACCCACACCUUUCACUUUCGUUUUGGGGAGCUUGCACCUACACUGAAAGAUGUUUCUAUGAUCACUGCUCUACCAAUUAGAGGUGAGCCGGUAGUCUCUCCACGAGUGUCUCCAUCUUGGGCAUUAGAUAUAGCAGCCCGUCUUGGGAUGGAAAUGCCAGAAUCACAACGUUCUGGUAACCCUCGGGGCAUCCCACUCGUCUGGCUUCGUGAUAACUUUCUUAAUUUAUCUAGCUUCGCCAAUGAGGAGACGAGAAAAAGACAUCUGUUUGCAUAUUUGUUGUGGCUCCUCGGGAAUCUAUUUUCAAAUUCACAUGGGGACGUUGUUGUCCCUGGUCUCAUCUACAUUGCAGAGAAUAUGGUAGAUGAACCUUUACCCGAGCAGCCAAAAUACAGCUUCGGUUCUGCCAUGCUAUCUCAUACAUACAGAGGCUUGUGUGAUGCCACGCAAAAAACCUCUUUCGCACAAAAAGCUCCAUUACUUUGUGUCGCCUAUGAGUUUCUACAGUUGUGGUCCUGGGAAUACCUCCCUGUAGGACGACCUCGUAUAGUACAACCCAUAUACCCAUAUGACUUUGGCGAGGGUGCUAGCGCAACUAUGGCCACCAGGUGGACAAAGGCACGGAAACGUUGGUCUCCAGAUAUUGCGAAAAAUUGUUACCCUAUGUACCACCAGCAGUUUGAGAUACUUGAUGAGGCAGAAGUCACAUGGAACCCGUGGACUCAGGACCAGCUAAAAAUGGUCUUUGAUGCUCGACACUUCACACCAGGCAUGUUGACCGAUAGUGCAUUCUGGCUGACUUGCUGCAACUUAUUGUUCCUGUGGUGUGUUGAACCUUACAACCCAGAGCGUGUAAUGAGACAGUUCGGUCUCUAUCAAGAAAUUCCACCACCUUUUCCCAGACGUAUCGAUGAGGAAACACAUAAGUAAGAUGUG
Triticum dicoccoides is the source of this 1467-nucleotide messenger RNA. Its product is annotated as serine/threonine-protein phosphatase 7 long form homolog. The transcript has 4 exons. The coding region runs from base 271 to 1461 and encodes 396 amino acids. The record is from RefSeq and is a predicted model, not a curated record. NCBI's taxonomy places the organism in Eukaryota, Viridiplantae, Streptophyta, Magnoliopsida, Poales, Poaceae. Gene Ontology annotation, biological process: meristem development; meristem maintenance.